Molecule: messenger RNA, 516 nt
Organism: Blumeria graminis f. sp. triticale
Lineage: Eukaryota; Fungi; Ascomycota; Leotiomycetes; Helotiales; Erysiphaceae
Source: the annotation of a GenBank genome assembly
AUGGCCGCAGAUAACAAGAUGCCAGCACUCAAAAAUUUACAAGGAUUUCUAUGGCGCAGUGGCUAUGAGAGCGGUGCGUUAAGAUGCACCCUCUUUUCAGACGUCGCGCCAGUUCUGCAAAAAUGGAACUCAAGUGGCCUCAAAAUAUUUAUUUAUUCAUCUGGAUCUGUGGCAGCACAAAAACUUUUAUUCCAAUACACUGACUCAGGUGACUUGCGUCUCUACAUUAAUGACUACUAUGAUACUGUCAAUGCUGGUGCAAAAAAUGAUUCACAAAGCUAUGCUAGCAUCAUCGCUGGUGGCCCAGAUCAUCUAAGACGUGCAGAGAAAUGGUUAUUUUGCAGUGACCGCACCUGUGAGGUUGAAGCAGCGCUAACAGUAGGACUCGAAGCGCUGGUAGUCGUACGGCCUGGAAAUAUUCUCUUGGAUGCUGAAGAAAGUUCGAGAUUUCAUCUUGUACAGAGUCUAGCUGAUAUCUCAUUAGAUGGACGGGCUAAUGGUGACUCCCUAUCAUAA